UCGAGCGUUUGGGGAGGUCCCGAGGAGGGGCGUCGGCUGGGCGCUCCUCAGGGCCGGGCUGCUUUUCAGCCUCCGAGACGCGUUGGCGCCGCCUCUUCGCUCCCCUCCUGUGGCUCCGCUGGGAGUCCCAAGGGAGUCAGUCCGCCUUUGGGCUCUCUCUCUCUCUUGAGGGCGGGGCGCUGGUUUUAAUGUUUCCCACCUACCGUGUGUGGGACCUUCUUAGUGCUUGAAGGGCAGGAGGAGGGAGGUUUGUUCCUUUUUAAAGGGGAUUCAAAAUGACAAAGAAGAGAAAACAUCAAGAAGAUUUUCAUAAGGUGAAGCUAAAAGUUGGGAAAAAGAAGCCCAAGCUAGAAAAUGCAACUGAUACCAACUUUAAAACAAGAUCCAUACAUCUUCCUGAACAGCUUAAACAGGAUAGAACGCUUCCAACAAAUAACAGAAAACUUAAUAUAAAGGAUUUGCUUUCACAAAUGAACCACUAUAGUGCAGGAGUUAAACAGAAUGCACUUUUUGGACUCAGAGAUCUGCUGUCCCAAUAUCCAUAUGUAAUUGAUGCACACCUUUCAAAUAUACUGAGUGAGCUGGCAGCUGUAUUUACAGACAAGGAUUCUAGUGUACGUUCAGCAGCAAUCUUCCUGCUCCAGUUCUUAGCUCCAAAAAUAAGAGCAGAGCAUAUUUCUCCAUUUUUCCCUUUAAUAAGUGCCCAUCUCUCCAGUGCCAUGACUCACAUCAAUGAAGGAAUUCAGGAAGAUUCAUUAAAGGUACUUGAUAUUUUGUUGGCAGAAUACCCUGCUCUCCUGAUGGAUCGCAGUAGUGUACUGCUGAAUAAUUUUGUGGAGCUUAUUUCUCAUCAGCAACUAUCAAAACAAUUGAAAAACAAAGAGAAAAUGUGCUGGAUGUUGUCUGUUAAUCCUAAUCGUAGAGUAACUUCCCAACAGUGGAGGCUGAACGUACUUAUCAGGCUCCGAAAGUUCCUCCAAGUGUUGGUGGAAGGAACUAGUGAAUUAGAAACGGACAGUGAAGGACUACAUGUACAAAAUGACAGUCCCGAAGUUCAGAGGAGCGCUUUACAUGUUAUCUGGCAGGAACAUGCAAAUGGCCGAAAACCCAUCCAGAUGUAUGAAAAUGGUGGUGUGCAUAUGAGAACUGAUUCCUCAUUCAGGCUGAGGUCUCUGAUUAGUAUGUCCAACAGUGUUGAACAAGGCCUGUCAUCCACUGACAGUCUAAAAAGAUUUAUUCAAAUAAUAAUUCCAUUGUUGCUUGAUUGUUGGAUUGAAGCGUCCCCUGCACAACUUACAGCUCCCAUUAUUGGAAAUCUUCUGGAACCUGGAUCUCAGCAAGUUAUGGAGCAGGUACUUAGUAUUAUCCACCUGUUGUGGAAGCUUGCAAAGCAAAUGGAAGAUCCACAUGAACUGGAAGUAUGGCUUCGAGCAAAUUACCUGACUGAUUUCAGGCGCCAUUUCAUGUGUCAUUUUCCUUAUACUUUCCAAGAAACAAUUAAGCAUAGAAAGAAAGAUUCCCUGAAAAGCAGCAAGUGUUACGUGCCAUCUUCAAACAGUAUUGACCCUCUUGUAUUGAAUUUAACCUUGUGUGAAAUAAUGGUUUCACUGGCAAGCGCUUCAACACUUCAGAUGGAUUCUCACUGGCUAGAUAUGAUUAGAACCUUUGUGACAGAGACUCUUCAAGAAAGUUGCAAGUUGAACAGUAAGCAGUUGGACAAAUUGCUCAGAGUGGCAUGGAGACUUGUACAGAUACAAGUAAACAAAGGUUCAACAGAGAUUCUCAUGAAAGCAGUAUAUUCAUUGUACCAGCAAAGAAAUCUUCCCUUCCCUGUUCGCACAUUGCUUCUACAUUUUUUUAGCAGAGCGUAUCAAAAGGAAGAGUCGAAUCCACAUGCAACCAGAAGCAGAAGUAAAGUAUUAAUUCGUUGGCUAGCUGGUCUGCCUCAACAACUUGUUCUACUUGGCUUGAGAAACCCUGAGCUUUCAGACCAGUUGAUAAGUACUAUUUAUUCUGCUGCAUCUCGGUCAAACAAAGAAAUUCUCCAGAGUUUACAAGCUGCUGCUCCUCGGAUUUAUGACCCACUAGAUGGCACUGUGGUUCUUCUGCCAGCAGAAUCUCAGCAACGUUUAGUCCAGCUAGUCUACUUUUUGCCUCAUUUGUCAGGCAAUCUGCUUUCCUCGCUCAGUCGCUGCUGCAUUAUGGGAAAACUUUCUGUAAAGUUAUCCACCACUCUUAUUGGGAUACUGCAUAUGAAGUCUGCUUUUGUGGGAUGGAAGUAUCCAGUGCAAAACAGUUCAGUGCCUGACAUGGAUUAUUUCAGCUUCUUGUUUUCAACUCUUACAGGCUUUUCCAAAGAAGAAUUGGCAAACCUUCAGAGUAUUAGAGGAAGACCACACAUUAGCCAAACACAGCUCUCUCCUGUCCAACUCUACUUGACAGAUCUGGACCAGUUUUCGCAUCAUUGGGCUGUGACAGAGGUGGUGAGCCAGUGCCUGUCUACUAUACCUUCACGAAGUCAGUGCAUAGAUAUUAUGCAAACUGGCAUUUGCAAAUACCUGGUAGGAUUGACUGUAAUACCUGAUAGCACUGCUGGAUCUGUUUUGUGUGCCAUUAGUAGGCUUAUGGAUCAAGGGUGCCUCCUUAAUGAACAUCUCUACAAGUUCCUAGCUUCUUUGUGUUACAGUCUUCUUUACCUCCUCUUAACAAUAGAGAGAGAGGAUACAGAACACUUACAGAAGAGGGACAUAUUGUGGGGUUCCUGUAUUUCGGUGCUAACUACAGUACCACGUAUAUUGAGGCUGAUGUUGCAGAGUCUUCAGGUGAACAGAGUUUGUCGUGAAGAACUGCCUGUCCUUGCACAGCUCCUUCGUUUGCUAAUGCAACACGGACAGCUUCGGAACCAUAUGGUGAACAAUGAGUUUCUGGUGAAACAGAUUGUCAAAGAUAUCCUGGCCCUGAAGAGUGGAGAAGCUCAAGAGCAAUGGCUGACAGACCUCCAUUAUUAUUUCAACCUAUAUAUGGCCACACAUCCCCCUGGAUCUGGGGUACCAAACGCAGUAUAUUAAAGAAGACAGUUCCAGUUAGCUGAAAAUGUUUUGUUCCCAUUUUGGUAUGAAUGCAAAAUCGUAGUUUUUGUGGAAAUUAAAUAC
Pogona vitticeps (central bearded dragon) is the source of this 3152-nucleotide messenger RNA. It is a transcript of the gene TEX10, whose product is annotated as testis expressed 10. The record is from RefSeq and is a predicted model, not a curated record. Gene Ontology annotation, cellular component: MLL1 complex; nucleus. Lineage: Eukaryota; Metazoa; Chordata; Lepidosauria; Squamata; Agamidae.